AAGUUCCAGCUCUGCAAAAAGCAAUACUAUCAGCUCUUUUUUACUAAAUACUAGCAGUUCUUUUUCAAGCUUUUAUUCAAAAAAUACCAGCUUUUCUUUAAAAUACACUACUAGCUCUUCUUCUUUAAAAUAUACCACUAGCUCUUCUUUUUCAAAAUGCACUACCAGUUCUUUUUCUUCAAAAUAUACUACCAAUUCUUCUUCUUCAAAAUAUACCACCAGCUAUUCAAAAAGUACUAUCAGCUCUUUAGAAUUGCCAGUUGUAACAGCACUAGAAAAAUUUUACCAUAUUUACAAUUUACAAGUUAUAACUAGUUGUGACUUUUUUAUUUAG
Messenger RNA from Dentiscutata erythropus, 334 nucleotides. NCBI's taxonomy places the organism in Eukaryota, Fungi, Glomeromycota, Glomeromycetes, Diversisporales, Gigasporaceae. The record is from the annotation of a GenBank genome assembly.